Molecule: messenger RNA, 702 nt
Organism: Penicillium brevicompactum
Lineage: Eukaryota; Fungi; Ascomycota; Eurotiomycetes; Eurotiales; Aspergillaceae
Product: protein-L-isoaspartate O-methyltransferase
Exons: 2
Coding region: 1-702 (233 amino acids)
Biological process (GO): protein modification process
Cellular component (GO): cytoplasm
Molecular function (GO): protein-L-isoaspartate (D-aspartate) O-methyltransferase activity
Source: RefSeq, a predicted model, not a curated record
AUGGCGUGGUACUGUUCAGGAUCCACCAACACCGAGUUAAUCGAAAACCUGUUCAAGGCGGGAUUGGUGAAGGAUGGACGAGUGAAAGAGGCCAUGCUUGGGGUUGAUCGUGCCCACUAUGCGCCAUCAAGGCCAUACUCUGACUCCCCUCAGCCCAUUGGAUAUGAUGCCACUAUAUCAGCACCGCAUAUGCAUGGCCAUGCCUGCGAGUAUCUGAUUGACUACCUGAAGCCCGGUGCUCGGGUCCUGGACAUUGGUUCCGGCUCUGGAUAUUUGACUCAUGUGCUAGCAAACCUGGUGAAUGACUCCGGUAAUGCAGUGCACGGAAAAGUGGUGGGCAUAGACCAUGUCCCCGAGCUGACAGACCUGGCCCGGGAGAACAUGAACAAGUCAGAGGAAGGCGCCGAGCUCCAGGCCUCGUCGAAAGUUCAAUUCAUCACGGGUGAUGGUCGCCUGGGGUGGAAAGAAGGUGCCCCGUAUGAUGCUAUUCACGUCGGCGCGGCGGCCGAGUCCAUUCACCCAACCUUGAUCGACCAGCUGCGUGCCCCCGGAAGACUCUUCAUCCCAGUGGAAACAGCAAACGACCGUAGUCUCAGCGAGGGUCAGUACAUCUGGGUAGUGGAUAAGAAGGAGGACGGAUCCAUCCAGAAGGAAAGGGUCUUCCAGGUUAGCUAUGUGCCUCUGACAGAUGCCCCAAAAUGA